Molecule: messenger RNA, 2158 nt
Organism: Manis pentadactyla (Chinese pangolin)
Lineage: Eukaryota; Metazoa; Chordata; Mammalia; Pholidota; Manidae
Exons: 4
Coding region: 1-747 (248 amino acids)
Source: RefSeq, a predicted model, not a curated record
AUGUCCGGCUUGCCAUGUCGGCCUCGGACAACACCCUCUAGUGCCCGAACCCCCAUAUCGGAGACUUCUAAAAACCAUACCACCAAUGUAACCUUGAGUCCUGGAGUUCAGUGGUGGGUGUAUGGAGGAGAUAGAGGAUCCCUCAGGCCCCCUCUGCAAUCCUUCCGCAGCCCGCGACGUCCCCGCGGGCUCGGUAGCCCGGGUUACCCCCGGUUGCUUGCUCGAAUUUAUUUGAAAGCCGAGCUGAGACUGACCUGUGCUGGGAGAGCAGAGGGAAGGAGCAAGAGAGGGAGGGGGCUGCUGUCUGUGAGAACACCGGCUCUUGCUGGGAAGUGGAGCGGGACUGCCGCGUUCCUCUCGAUUUGCACGGUCACUCGGGCUGUUUGGAAGGAAGUGGGGAGGCGCUGUGCUUGUUGUACCUGGAUCUCGGUGCACAAGUGUGUACGUGUGCCUGUGCGGCUCUGUACUGAGAACUUUCUGGGAAUCGACGGGAUUUUCCUGGCUGCGAUUUGUGCUGCCUGUAUCCGAAUAAAUCCAGGUCGCAGGCAAACGGCGCCUGGUUCGCCUGUACGCAGUCUCUUCGGCCCAGCGCGGGACGCGAAGUGGCUCCUUGGUGUUCGUGCGGCAGCAAGUCCGGCUUUUUCGCAAGGCUGGACUCUCAGCGCCCUCAGACCGAGCGGCCCCUCGCUGCCCCGCAGUGCCUGGCAGUCCCCACCUCUGGCCGUGCUUCGGGAACCGCCGGGCUGAGUCUGCCCGCGGCGAAAACUGAAAGCAAAUACGGCGGCAGAUGGAGUCUGAACUUUCUUCGACGCAAGUUUGCAGAGAUUUGGUGGCAGCUUUGUGAAGACAGCGUGCUAUUGUGUACACGCGCAAGGUGGGGCUUUAGGAGAGGGGGGCACCGGGCGGCCGAGCCUGGCCCGAGGCGAAACGCCAGGAAGGGCGCCUCCCCUUCCUUAUAUCUCGCCAACUCGUCGGCGCCUGUCCGUAAAAUAGUUUCCAGGGUGCAGCAGACGCCCGGGAUGUAUUUGUGGGGGGUAGCACCAGGGAGGAACUGGCUUUGUAAAAGUUGCAUAAAGAGCUUUGCCCAGAAGCGUCCGUCCAGCCGGGCUCAAGAAAGCCAGGGACCAUCUCAACUUCCCAGAGGCGGAAUGGCCAGACAUUGGCUUGGGCAGCCCCCCAGCUCAGUUCUCUCCCCUCACUUUGAGCCCGCGCGUAAAUAACCUCCCGCCGCCUGCGCUGAAACUUCCUGGAGCGGCGCCGCGGCUGGAGAGAGAGGCCUGGAUACAGAGCCGGCCCGCAAGGCCGUUCCUCCGCGCGCUCAGCCCCAGCCCCGAGAGUGGCAGGCGGGGAGGUGAGAGGACCGGUGUGGUUCCCGCUCCCACUUGUCUGCUCAGACCAUCGCCGCCGAGCUCCCAACUCCUGGGAGCGGUCGCUUCCCCCCCGGGAGCAGUGGUCUUGAGCGGUUGGCAAGGGCGCAAAGUGCGCGCGGGGAGCGGCGCGCAGGGAAGGGGGGCUGCCGCGGGUCUCUCCACGGGGCCUGUCGCCGGGCCGGCCGCGGCGGGUGAGUGAUGAGGGCAGAGAAGGGCGCCCAUAAAUCGCGGGUGUCAGGGCGAAAAACUCUCUUUAUUGUCUCCGUGAUGGAUGGGCCCGGGGACGAGACACCAAAUACUUCGUAUCGCCUUUAAAUGGGAACACAUUUUCCGCGGCCAUAAUUCAUGUUUUUUAAAUAGAAAGUUUGAAAUGUUGCCUAUAUUUCACAGGCCCUGACAUAUUUAUGAAUCGCUCCCUGCAUGCAAAUAUCAUUAUUUAAAGCGCCGGGGAGAGCUCGGGGGAGGGGAGGAGACGCGGCCCCCGGGGUGUGGGGGUGGUGAACCGGGGAAAUGCCUAUGGGGUGGGGUUUGUAUUUGCUUAAACUGCGGACGCGGUGCGGGGGAAAGCCGUAUCUAGAAACCUAGUGCACCGAGGGCUCCCCUUCCGGACCCCGCACUACGAUUCCGGGAAGUAUGAGCAGCUUGGGGCUGACGACAGGUCCUCGGUCCCUGCCGGGAGACCAGGGGGCAUUUUUCGUCCCUCUCCGAGGCCCUGAUCCGAGCCGAAGCCACCUUUUUAAAGAAGGAAGUAAAAAUAAAAAGAAUUUAACAAAUGCUAACAAUAAUAA